GCGCCCGCAGCCCCGGGGUGGGGGGGUGGGGAGAGACGCGCGGCCCGAGCAGCGCCGGGCCCCAAGUCUUGGGCGAGCGGGACGCCGGCUCCUCCCGGAAUCUCCCCCACAUCGCCCCCCUGCACUUUAAAUCUCCCCGACACCUUCAGAUAUCUCCCUGGCAUCUCCCGAUAUCGUCUUGAGAUCUGACGGCGGUGUCGCUGCGUACGUGACCCUGCAGCGACUCGAGACAUCUCCUCGUCUCUGCCGACAUUUGAAGGUUCCUCGGCGUGUCCCGACAACUCCUCCUCGCAUCUCCCCGCCUCUCCUGACAUCUCCGGAGGUCUUCCGACACUCAGACCACGGGGCUACGAGGGGGGCAAGACGGCCCUGGAGAGGGGACCGCGACUCGGGGAGUGGAGGGGGGCCUGGUCCGGCUCAGAGCCGUCAUCGCCUCUGCACCCCCGAGCCGUCCGCUCCCCUUCGGCCCUGCCUCGGGCGGCAUGGAGAGGACGCGACCCCGUCUAACGACGGCGAGGAGACCUGGGAUCGGGGCCCCAAGGGGGUACCGAGGCGCCAUGGAGGCCCUGUCCGUGUUCGGCGGGCCGCAGGGACCCGGGGUGACCUCGGCUCCUCCACGGGGAGAGACGCGGCGUGCUGCUCAUUGGACCUCGAGUGACGGCGGCGUGGCAUCGAGCAACCAAUCGCCCGUCGAGCCAUCUCAUCCCGAGGGCUGCUCCUGGGCCCAAAAGGCUGACCUUGUGGACAGGGGACUGGCCCACGAUCAUAAGAGGAGGUUUCCUCAUUGUGAAGAGGAGGGCCCAUCGCGUGAUGAAGAGACGAGGUAUCGCCAUGAUGAGGAACUUUCUCACGAUGAGGAGAGGACGCGAGCCCUUCAUGAUGAGGAGACGGUUGACGCAGAUGACAAGAGGCACCCCUUUGAUGAGGUGGAGAGGCUCCCUCAUGGUGACGAGGUGAGAAGGCAACCCCAGAGUGUGGACAGACGCCUCCGCGACCAAGGGGAGCAGCGUCCUCGUGCCGAGGAGUGGAGGGGGCUUCUUCGUGCUGAGGAAGUUUCCCAUGACAAGAAGAUGAUUCGUGAUGACGUUCUCUCCAGCGACGGUGACCUGGCUCUCUCCGCUCUUCUGGGGGCCGACCUCAGCACUCCACGUCCCGCGCGGGAACUCCUCGUCCCCCCGCUCCCUGCAGCGGUGGCAGAGAAAAGUAAAACCUGCGUGGGCACGGUGCCCAGUGGGCCCCCACAGCCGGCGGUGAGCCCCGUGCCCCACGCGGCGCACGGCUGCAUGCGCAGUCCCAACGUCCGCGUGUCCGAGCGGUGCAGCGACAUCUCGCAUGACCUCGUGCGCUGCCCCCCCGUCUACAACGACCUGGCCGGCGAGGUGGACCUGGCCAGCGUGCAAGAGAUGGACGAGGCGGGGCUGCUGGCAGAGCCAACGGGCGACGGAGCGUACCAGAUGCUCGACCUGGGCCAAGUGUUCUGUGACCUGGCCGCCCUGGCGGAGCCGUGGCGGCCGCAGCUCUACACUGACUCGAUGCUGCAGGGAGCGGCUCCGCGUUCCGUCCUGGAUGACCUCCGACUGCCACGCACAGGCCUGUGCCUCCAGCUACACCUGCCGCUCAGAGGCACCCCCUUGUUGGGGGAGACAGGAGAAGCGGUAGCAGCAGCUGCUGCAGCUGCUGCUGCUGCUCCCUCGGGGGUUGGUAGAGCAGACUCGCCUCCGCCCCAGCUCCGGGUGCAGUCCUACGUCAGCGUCGACGAGUACCUGCGGCGUCUGUCCGCGGAGGAGCCCGACCCUCUUGAAGUUUUACUGGCGGGGGAGGCCGGGGAGGACGGCCUACGAUCUGCUCGCCGCUCGGCCCGUGCCCAGAGCCCCACGGACGUCCAGGUGCAGCCGGAGCCGACCGACGGCGAGCUGCAGGAGAGGCUGCAGAGGCUGUGGGAGGCUCUGGGCAUGUCCGAGUGGGAGCGCAUGGCAAUGACGAUCAAGUACACGUCCGCGGAGAGCGUGGGACACCUGCACCAGUCCCUAGGGCUCUGGGAGGAGGCAGCCACUCUGGUCACGCGCAGGGAGGAGCUGCUGAGGAGCCUCGCCCGGUUCGAGCGAUCAGCCUCGUGCCCGGAUCGGCUGCUCCAUAAAGCUGGCGCACCGUCACAGAGGCUCACGGAAGACAAACGGCGCGCAGCGUUCUAUAGAGAGGCGGCAGGGCUGGAGGGGAAGCUGCGCCACCUGCUGGGAAACAUCGAGCGCAAAUUCGGCGACCAAGUCCAAUACAAGGGGUGGCCGUACGUGGAGAGGAUGCGGCGCGACCGUGUGGAGAUGCUCUACGCCAUACAGCAAGAGCGACGUGCGGGCGGGACGCGCGCAUCGCCUCGACACACCCGGCCUCAACGUGCUCCGCCGGAACACAAGCGGGCGCAACAACACGCGCUCGCGCCGCCUCCGCACGUCCACCAAGAGCGUGCGGAAGCGGAGACGUGCGGCUCGCUUGGCCUCUCACAGGACACCCCACCACAACACGCGGACGUCCAGCCACAACACGCUGCCACGUGACAGCAACACGGGUCAUUUCAAGCAAACCAUCGUGCCACAGCAAAUGCUGCCCUGGUCACAACGCAAACAGGCAUUGCCAUAACGAGGGCAGCCGCAGCACAGGCACAGACGAAACAGCAACACGCGCGCACUGCACGGCAACACGGCACACAGCUACAGGACACAAAAAUAGGAUAAAACGAGUGUACCCAGGAAAUACGCACCACAUGAACACACGUUUGCGUGUUAACACCCGUGCAUGUGACAGCAUGUGUUCACACAUUCACAACUUUGCACAGGGCAUGCUAUUAAAAUGUGUUCACCACUGUUUUAAUGUACAGAUCAACUCCAAUAAAUGUACAAAUUCCCACAAUGAAUUCAUGCUGCAGUUUUAAAUUAAUCGACGACCAACACAAAUAAGUUGCCGUGGACAACACGAUUGUUAAUAAAUACCAGAGCAGUCCAGUCCAUUAUGAUCCACCACCUUUUCACGUCGACCAAUGAACAGAUGUACACAAACUGCGUAUUACAACACUUUGCUCGUCAAUUUACACCUGCACUACAUACAUUUGAUGGAGUAUAAUUAGCGAGCGCAGAGAUCUGGGAAUCAGAUAUGAAUCCUGGGCAGAGCGAGAUAGGGACAUGCAAUCGGUGCCUGUCUCAAGGCUCUCUCUGCACUACAGCCCCUGUGCCCGCAAGAAAUUGCUUAUCCAAUGAAUGAGAGUGCUGCAGGCACCUACACUGACGCAUACAAAUUAGAAUCAUUGGCCAAAUUGGAAAUCUGGGAAUGUGGCGAGCAAUGAGGUACGGAGCUGCAAACCAAGCGACCCUCGAGGGUGGGAUAAGCUGCUCGGUGGGCAAGCGGUGCCGGGUGGAGGUGCCAGUGACCCCUGCGGCGGAGGGUGCAGGGAGGCGGCCACAGCCACGGCAGCCUCUCGGCUUGAGGCCGAUCACCAAGGCCUCACGAUGUCCUCCUGCUGAGAGUUACCAAAGUGCUGGGACGCUCAUCAGGCAAGUUUGUCCUCCUCUCUGUAAAUUACUUGGGCGGUAGGUGUUCGG
Petromyzon marinus (sea lamprey) is the source of this 3590-nucleotide messenger RNA. It is a transcript of the gene CCDC87, whose product is annotated as coiled-coil domain containing 87. The record is from RefSeq and is a predicted model, not a curated record. Lineage: Eukaryota; Metazoa; Chordata; Hyperoartia; Petromyzontiformes; Petromyzontidae.